This is a messenger RNA of Fragaria vesca subsp. vesca, 1587 nucleotides long. Its product is annotated as serine/threonine-protein kinase HT1-like. Gene Ontology annotation, cellular component: plasma membrane. Gene Ontology annotation, biological process: protein phosphorylation. NCBI's taxonomy places the organism in Eukaryota, Viridiplantae, Streptophyta, Magnoliopsida, Rosales, Rosaceae. The record is from RefSeq and is a predicted model, not a curated record. The coding region runs from base 266 to 1420 and encodes 384 amino acids. The transcript is spliced from 6 exons. Gene Ontology annotation, molecular function: protein kinase activity; ATP binding.
ACACGUCGUCUUCAGGCAAAAUCCAUGUGCCCACAUGGAAGAUAGUGAGAGAACCAGAGCAGAGCAGUUGUAGACUCGUAGUAGUAUUUCUACUACUUCUUCAUCUAGUCUCGGUGACACCAUUAAUAGACAGAAGCACGACACAAGUAUACAGACACACUUCUCUCUAGUCUCCACAGAACACACAUAAAACAAACCAAAACAGAAACCCUUUCAAGUAUAAGGGUCUGUCUCUGUGUUUGGAUAUCAAUAGCCUGAAACAAAAAUGAAGGAGAAGAACGACACCGGCGGCGGAGGAGGCGGAGGUGCGUAUGUGAGGGCGGACCAGAUAGAUCUGAAGAGCUUGGACGAGCAGCUGCAGAAGCAUCUGGGCAGGGCUUGGACUAUGGAGAAGAACAAGAACAGAGAAGAGCAAGAACAGGAACAAGAACGGGAAACAGAAGCAGCUAGGAGGGUGACGGUGGGGCCCACCAGGAGGCAGGAGUGGGAGAUUGAUCCUUCCAAGCUCACCGUCAAGGGAGCUAUAGCCAGAGGCACUUUCGGCACCGUCCACCGCGGCAUUUACGACGGCUUAGACGUCGCCGUUAAACUUCUGGAUUGGGGAGAAGAGGGCCAUAGAUCUGAUGCUGAAAUAGCUUCUCUAAGAGCAGCUUUUACUCAAGAAGUUGCUGUCUGGCAUAAGCUUGAUCAUCCUAAUGUAACCAAGUUUAUAGGAGCGACAAUGGGAACAUCAGAGCUCAACAUACAAACAGACAAUGGCCAGGUUGGCAUGCCAAGUAAUGUUUGUUGUGUUGUUGUCGAGUAUUGUCCUGGUGGUGCACUGAAAUCUUACCUCAUAAAGAACCGCAGAAAGAAGUUGGCUUUCAAAGUAGUUGUCCAACUGGCACUAGAUCUUGCACGAGGUUUAGGCUAUCUUCAUUCACAGAAGAUUGUUCACAGAGAUGUUAAAACAGAAAACAUGCUUCUGGACAAGACACGUACUGUGAAAAUAGCUGACUUUGGGGUUGCUCGUGUGGAGGCCUCAAAUCCUAAUGACAUGACAGGCGAGACUGGAACCCUUGGUUACAUGGCUCCUGAGGUUCUCAAUGGCAACCCAUAUAAUAGGAAAUGCGAUGUGUACAGUUUUGGCAUAUGCUUGUGGGAAAUAUACUGCUGCGACAUGCCGUAUCCUGAUCUUAGUUUCUCGGAGGUGACAUCAGCUGUUGUCCGCCAGAAUCUGAGGCCCGAGAUACCUCGUUGUUGCCCAAGCGCUCUUGCGAAUGUUAUGAAGCGAUGUUGGGAUGCUAACCCUGACAAGCGGCCCGAGAUGGAUGAGGUGGUAGUAAUGUUGGAGGCAGUCGACACAACUAAAGGUGGAGGUAUGCUCCCUCAUGAUCAUCCUCAGGGUUGUCUCUGCUUCCGCAGGUACCGAGGACCCUGAAAGAUCUUCUCCUUCAUUGUGGUGCAAGAGAGGUUAUGGGGCGUGGAAUUAUUCUGCAAAUUAUUGAAUUGGAUAGAUCUGAGUAUUAAGAAGAGUCAAGUGAAUACAAAUUGUGGAGGCUGUAGGCUAAGAGGAGCUCUGCACUAUCUGUUGCUUUGUUGGACUAU